Messenger RNA from Apiotrichum porosum, 1119 nucleotides. RefSeq names its product mitochondrial 37S ribosomal protein nam9 (gene NAM9). Gene Ontology annotation, biological process: positive regulation of translational fidelity. Gene Ontology annotation, cellular component: mitochondrial small ribosomal subunit. Gene Ontology annotation, molecular function: structural constituent of ribosome; rRNA binding. Lineage: Eukaryota; Fungi; Basidiomycota; Tremellomycetes; Trichosporonales; Trichosporonaceae. The record is from RefSeq and is a predicted model, not a curated record. The transcript has 2 exons. Bases 1 to 1119 code for a protein of 372 amino acids.
AUGCCGAUGCGUCCGGUGGCUAUCCGCAAGCCCUUCAACCAGGUCCGCGCUGUCCCCCGCAUGUCAUGGGCCGUCGAGAACGUGUUCAACACCUGGCAGCGUACGGCCACGCAGUCGCCCAAGGCUAGGGAGACCGACUUCUCCAAGUCGCCCAAGACCAUUUACCAGCAGCGUUUCCUCGCCAAGCGCUUGACCAAGGGCUACCACGGUGACCACAUUGGUGCCCGCGCCUUUGAGCGUUGGUACCUUCCCGACUCACUCCCUCUCAUCACCCACGGUGACCAGAGCGGUGCGUCGACUGGCGAGAUCUCCAAGUGGGUCGAGGGACGCCAGCGUGCCGGUGGCAGGACCGCACACGAGAGGAAGGUCGAGCAGAUGGAGAAGGACGGACGUACCCCCGUCGGCACCAUGAUGUUCACUGAGACUGAGCGUCGUCUGGACGUUGUCAUUUUCCGCGCCUGCUUUGCUCCUUCCGUCUGGACUGCGCGCUCGUACGUCCUCGGCGGCCACGUCAAGCUCAACGGCAAGGUCGUGCGCAACGCCAACACCCUCAUGAACCCCGGAGACCUGUUCUCGAUCAACCCCAACGUCAUCCAGAUGCUCCAGAGGCCAAAAGCCUCCAAGAAGCAGGCCAAGGCCAAGGCCACCGAGGAGGCUACCGAGGAGGCCGCAGAGGUCACCGAGGCUCAAGCCGCCGAGGAGACGGCUGAGGCUGCCGAAGCCGAGGUCGCUGCCGUCGCUGCCGAGGCGUCUGCCCCUCCCCCUGCCCCCACUUCCACCGACACCCGGGUCACCGCGUCUGGCUCGCACGUCACCGUCGACACCUCGGUCUUUGACGCCAUGGACCCGUCGGACCCUUCCUACUUCAAGCUCCCGGACUACGCCCAGGCCCUGCUCUUCGUCCCCGCUUACAUCCUCCCUUCCUACCUGACCUGCUCGGGCGUCUACGUCCGCCACCCCACCGCUCGUCCCGGUUACUCUGAGAUUGCGUCGCCAUACGACGCGGACGGAAACCUCAUGUCCCUCUCGUGGGAGUGGUACCAGCGUGUCGCACCGCGUAUGCGCCCUAACCGCCGCCAGCGACUCAUGGACCCCCAGAGGUCCCAGGAUCGCAAGUAG